GGUAACAGCAGCAGCAGCAGCAGCAUCAGAAGCAGAGCAGCUUCCCAGCUUUCCUCACGCCCACCCAGCCGCUGGGAUUAUCUGGAGACGCAGAGCGAAGCGCGCAGGGGGCUCUCAGGUAAAGCCUGGACACAUCCAUUUUUGCACACCCCUGCUGCUAGAUCACAGAAAGUAGCCAUGAAUGACGUUGCACAGAAGGCAGAGAUUCUGCUUUCUUCGUCUAAACCUGUCCCAAAGUCCUAUGUGCCCAAACUUCGAAAGGGUGAUGUAAAGGAUAAAUUUGAAGCCAUGCAGAAAGCAAGGGAAGAAAGAAAUCAAAGGCGAUCUAGAGAUGAGAAGCAAAGAAGAAAAGAACAGUAUGUUAGAGAAAGAGAAUGGAACAGGCGGAAGCAGGAGAUGAUAGAACUACUUGCUUCUGAUGACGAGGAAGAAAAGUCUAAAGUUGAGAAAGCUUAUGUUCCAAAACUAACAGGGACUGUCAAAGGGAAGUUUGCAGAAAUGGAAAAGCAGAGGCAGGAGGAAGAAAGGAAAAGAAUGGAAGAGGAAAGGAAGCGGAGGAUUGAACAAGACAUGAUAGAGAAAAGGAAAAUCCAGAGAGAACUAGCAAAGAAAGCACAAGAGAUUGAUGAGCAGUUAAACAAUUCGGGAAGCGAAUCGGCAUCGGAGGAAGGUGAUGAUUCAUUGCUAGUGACAGUAGUUCCUGUAAAACCUAGCAAAACACCUGGGAAGAUGAAAAUAAGUUUUGAGGACCUAGAGAGAGAGAGAGAAGAACAAGAAAGGCGAAAGCUUGAAGAAGAAAAGCGAUUGAGAUAUGAGCAGGAAAAGCAAGCUCUCAGGGAAGUCAAAUAUUUCUCACCAGAUGUGGAUGAAGAUGAAAUGCUUGACAGCGAAAGAAAAGAAUCACCCAGCCCUGGUAAAGUGAAACUAACAUUUGAAGAAUUGGAAAGACAGAGACAAGAAAAUCAGAAAAGGCAAGCAGAGGAAGAGGCGAGGCAACGUCUGGAAGAGGAAAAACGUGCCUUUGAGGAGGCAAGGCAGCAAAUGCUAAAUGAAGAUUAUGAUGAUCAGGAAAAUGAAAAUUCCGUCAAGGAGUUCCGUCCUGGGAAACUGAUACUUACCUUUGAAGAAAUAGAAAGGCAGAGGCAAGAAGAAGAAAAAAAGAGAACAGAAGAGGAAGCCAGAAGGCGCAUAGAAGAAGAGAAAAAGGCAUUCGCUGAAGCAAGAAAAAGCAUGAGUCCAGAUGAUGAGCUUUCGCCAAUGUCUAAAACUGUAUCGCAAGAAUCUCUCACACCUGGAAAACUGGAAAUUAACUUUGAGGAGCUACUGAGACAAAAAAUGGAAGAAGAAAAGAGGCGUACAGAAGAGGAGCGCCGACAAAAACUGGAAAUGGAAAAGCAGGAAUUUGAGCAGCUCAGACAAGAAAUGGGAGAGGAAGAGGAGGAGUGUGAAACGUUUGAGCUAAGCAGGGAAUAUGAGGAGCUAAUAAGAUUAAAAAGAAGUGGCUCUAUUCAAGCAAAGAGCUUGAAGAAAAAGUUUGAGAAAAUUGGGCAGCUGUCCGAAGAAGAAAUACAGAAAAAAAUUGAAGAAGAAAGAGCAAGGAGAAGAGCUAUGGAUCAGGAAAUAAAAGAAAGGGAAGCAGAGAAAUUUCAAGAGGAAGAUGAAGUAGAUGUAAAGCCAGCCACAAAAUCUGAAGCUCCAUUUACACACAAGAUAGACAUGAAGGCUCGAUUUGAACAAAUGGCAAAGGCAAGAGAAGAGGAGGAGCAGAGAAGAAUUGAAGAACAAAAAAUGCUACGUAUGCAAUUUGAACAGAAGGAAAUUGAUGCUGCAUUGCAAAAGAAAAAGGAAGAGGAGGAAGAGGAGGAUGGCAGCAUUGUUAACGGCUCAGUAUAUGAGGAUGAAGAACAGCAAGCACGAUCUGGUGCUCCAUGGUUCAAGAAGCCCCUUAAAAAUGUGUCUGUUGUGGAUAGCGAACCAGUAAGGUUUACUGUUAAAAUAACUGGAGAACCCAAGCCAGAGGUUACAUGGUGGUUUGAAGGAGAAAUGUUGCAGGACUGCGAGGACUAUCAAUAUAUUGAGAGAGGAGAAACCUACUGCCUUUACUUACCAGAAACUUUCCCGGAAGAUGAAGGAGAAUAUAUGUGUAAAGCAGUGAACAGCAGAGGAACAGCAGCUAGCACCUGUAUUCUCACUAUUGAGACUGAUGACUAUUAAUAUCCUACUUUUUCUGGAGCCUUCCUUCCCUAAAUUUACUGCAUCCAUCUUUCUUUCUCUCUCCUGUGGUGGGGCCAACAAGAAGUUGUUUAUCAUUCCUCAAAUAAGAUACCCAAUUGCCAGAUUUAUCUCUUGGUUUCAGACUGAAGUUUGGCAAUAGAAGUUUGGUUCAUCUGACAUACAAUGGCUCAAUUUCCACUUGUAAACAGCAUUGUGGCUGCUUGUUAAUGCCACUGAAUUGCUUCUGUGACAAGGAGAUUCUUAUCAGGAAAGCCAAGCUGUUCAUAUGAAACAGCUUGUCAUGGGAUCCCAUCAAUUCUUCACCAUGUUAAUCAAAAUGCACGAUUGUCUUGAAUGUGAUCGGCUACUUUAUGUAAGUUUACCCUAAGUAGCAGACUUCUUAAUGUUAGUUUUCAUAUAGAAAAUUCAGCCAAAACCAUAUACAAAAACAGUAUUAAAUUAAAUCCAAAGACCACUAAAUUCGCUCCACAUAAAAAAAUAUUUCUUGGGUCCUGAAAGCUUUGAGAGCAAAAAGUAUAUUUUUUUGGUUAAACUAUUAAGUAGCCAAAAAUAAUGUAGUGGUUUAUUUAAGUUAUGCCUUUGUUUAAUGCAACUUUUCAUUUAAUAUGCUUUAAUAAAAUUAAACCAAGAUUAUGAUGGCUUGAAAGCAGAAUUAUGUAAUUAAAGUGUACACACAGUUGUAUGUCAUGUUCUUUGAAAUAAAACAUUUGCAUUUGUUUUAUAUUAGAUAGUAGGCAUUGUCCAGCAUCUUGCUUGGAAUAUUGAACCAAAUUUGCAUCUUUCAGGUUGAAAGUGUUAGAAUCAUAGUGAAUGAUGUUUCAACUUUCAUCUCGUAUUGUAUAAUUAUUUACUGAAUCAUCUCACUCAGCAUUUACCAGACACAAUAUAGAUAUAUGUAUGUAUAACAAGAUAUCACAGCCAUGCUUUUUGCUACAUGAGAAGCAACCAACAAAACUCCAAUACAGACUAAAAUAUGUGCUGGAAUGGAGAGAUAUGGAAGAAAUUUGCAUAAUCUUCCAUGGGAUUUUGGCUUACAUUUAUUGAACAGGACAACUGAUUUACAUUUUAUGCAGGAGAUAACUGGGUCUCUUCCUUAACGAUGUACCAAAUGACUUAUUCUGUACCUGAACUGGAAGGUUAAUAAAUAUGUUCAGUUCCUAAAA
Molecule: messenger RNA, 3398 nt
Organism: Lacerta agilis (Sand lizard)
Lineage: Eukaryota; Metazoa; Chordata; Lepidosauria; Squamata; Lacertidae
Product: nexilin-like
Exons: 14
Coding region: 178-2214 (678 amino acids)
Biological process (GO): homophilic cell-cell adhesion; mitochondrial fusion; dendrite self-avoidance
Cellular component (GO): axon; plasma membrane
Molecular function (GO): cell-cell adhesion mediator activity
Source: RefSeq, a predicted model, not a curated record